GCGUGAUCUUGAAGCGCGAGGAAGUGUCCGCGAGAGCGAAGUCUGAGUCACUCGUGCGAUCAUCAUCAGCCCGACCGGACCGGACACAUGGCGGCAGAGACAUUUAGAUCGUUAAGGCUGUGUCGGCGUCAUAUGUCUCUGUUAAGGAGGUGUCCUCGGCUCAUAGGUCCACAAGAACAUCAGAAGUUCUUCUCCUCACACAGAGUUGUAAAGAGUCACAGCCUCUUUAGGAAACUGUUGUUUGGCGUCUCGGCAGGGGUGCCGCUCGUGGUCGGGGUGCGAUAUGUGGUCUCAGAGCCCAGAGAGAGGAGGAAGAUGAAGAUACUAGCAGAGGGAGUCGGGCGCUUCUGCAGGUCUCUCUAUGUCGGGCUGAUGAUAUCAGCAGAUUACUGGUGGACAUCCAACAUUGUUCUGCGUGGCUUGGAUGAGAGCAGUCCAGAGUAUGAGGAGCUCAUGUCAGCGUGUCAUCAGAGAGCAGCCAGUAAAAUGGUAGACGGGGCUAUCCAGAACGGAGGCCUGUAUAUUAAGCUGGGACAGGGACUGUGUGCAUUCAACCAUCUUCUACCUCCAGAGUACAUCCGCACCCUGCAUGUGCUGGAGGAUAAAGCGCUCAACAGAAGAUACAAAGAGGUAGAUGCUUUAUUCCAGGAGGACUUCAGCAUGACUCCAGAUAAAAUGUUCAGGACGUUUGACUAUGACCCUGUGGCUGCUGCGAGUCUGGCACAAGUACACAAGGCCGAACUGCAUGAUGGGACACCUGUGGCUGUAAAGGUGCAGUAUAUUGAUCUCAGGGAUCGCUUUGAUGGUGAUAUCAGGACUCUGGAGAUUUUGCUGGACAUUGUGAAAUCUAUGCACCCCAGCUUUGGCUUCCGCUGGGUCUUACAGGACUUGAAAGGAACGCUGGCACAAGAGCUGGAUUUUGAGAAUGAAGGCAGGAAUUCUGAACGUUGUGCAGAGGAACUCAAGCAUUUUAAGUUUAUAGUUGUGCCCAAAGUAUUCUGGGAUCUGACCAGCAAGAGAGUCCUUACAGCAGAGUUCUGUGAUGGAUGCAAAAUCAACAACGUGGAGGAGAUUCAGCGUCAGGGACUGAGUCUGAAAGACGCAGCUGAUAAACUCGUCCGCACAUUCGCAGAGCAGAUCUUUUACACCGGCUUUAUUCACGCUGAUCCUCAUCCGGGAAAUGUACUGGUAAGAAGAGGUCCAGAUAAAAAAGCUGAGUUAGUUCUGUUGGAUCAUGGGCUGUAUGAAAACCUCAGUAAAAGUGACAGAGCGGCUCUGUGUCAGCUGUGGCGAUCCAUAAUCCUGCGGGAUGAAGCCGGCAUGAAGACAUAUGCAAAUCAGCUCGGGGUCAAAGAAUACUUCCUGUUCAGUGAGAUGCUUCUGCAGCGGCCAAUCAACAUGUGGGAAAUGGGCCUGGGUAACAUCCUGACUCGAGAGGAGACGUCGUACAUGCGUGACAUGGCCAUGAACCGCUUUGAUCAAAUCAUGCAGGUGUUGAAGUCUAUGCCGCGGCCCAUGCUGCUGGUGUUCAGGAACAUUAACACGGUCCGCUGCAUCAACAUCACUCUGGGAGCUCCAGUCGACCGCUACUUCAUCAUGGCCAAGUGUGCUGUGAGAGGAUGGGGCAGAACUCUGGCCGAUGACACCAGGAUUCUUCCCAGACUGUCAGUCUUCCGCUGGUUCUGGUCCUUUUGGCAGAGCGUCAAGUUUGAAUUCGCUUUACGGUCAGAGAUGGCGCUCAUGAGUGUCACUCACUCUCUGCUUAAGCUGCUGUCUUACUGCAAUAUUAUCACGCUGGACCAGGACGUGUAUCAGUUUCUGAAAUGAAGCGUCACCUCUGAGCCUGGUUUCACUCGUGUUGGAUAUGGCUUUGCUCUCAAUGCUGUUUGUUCUUUUAACGAGUUUCACUCGAGCUUGGGCUCUCAGGAACCUCUCACACACACUCUCUAUCUCUCCCUCUCUGUAGCUUUUC
Molecule: messenger RNA, 1972 nt
Organism: Rhinichthys klamathensis goyatoka
Lineage: Eukaryota; Metazoa; Chordata; Actinopteri; Cypriniformes; Leuciscidae
Gene: adck5
Product: aarF domain containing kinase 5
Exons: 15
Coding region: 88-1827 (579 amino acids)
Source: RefSeq, a predicted model, not a curated record